Haliotis rubra (blacklip abalone) is the source of this 2367-nucleotide messenger RNA. RefSeq names its product synapse-associated protein 1-like. Gene Ontology annotation, cellular component: synapse; cytoplasm. The coding region runs from base 55 to 1203 and encodes 382 amino acids. The record is from RefSeq and is a predicted model, not a curated record. The transcript is spliced from 9 exons. NCBI's taxonomy places the organism in Eukaryota, Metazoa, Mollusca, Gastropoda, Lepetellida, Haliotidae.
UGGGAUUCAUUUGCGAAGUUGAAUCAGCUGUAAUUUUAGCCAUUGUCAAGAAAUAUGUUUAGUUCUGUGACGAGCUGGCUUGGUGUUGGUGAAAAACCAUCUUCACCAACAUCCUCUGACGACGAUAAAGAGAAUCAGACGUCUGAAAACACAAGUGUUUCAUCCCCAACGGAAAGUGUCAGUAGCGUAAGUGACACGAAAACAGAGGACUCUACGUCUGCCUCCGAAACGGAAGAUUUAACAGCAAAACAAACUCUUGAGGAAUUGUCUGCAAAUGCCAUCAACACUGCUAAAGAGUUUGGGAGCUUCCUGUUCAGCUUCGGCAAGGCUGCAGGAAAAACGGUGGCAGAUACAGCAAAUAAACUCAAAACAACGGUGGAAGAAAAGACGAUGAUUGGUGACUUUGUGAAGGAGCAGGACAAGUUUGUGUCGGAGAAGAAGGACAUGACGAAGCAGCAGGAUGCCUCUGUGCCGCCGUGGAUCGGCUACAACGAGGAGGAAGUGAUGAAGGAGCAGAUCCUGGCGCUGUCUGCGGACAAGAGGAACUUCCUACGCAAUCCCCCAUCGGGGGUACAGUUCCAGUUUGACUUCAACACCAUCCAGCCAGUUGCCAUGGCAACACUCCAGGAGGAUCCAAACUUGCAGAAAAUGAGAUUUGAACUUGUGCCCAAACUUGUGAAAGAGGAAGUGUUUUGGAGGAACUACUUCUACCGUGUCUCUCUCAUCAAGCAGUCCACACAACUUACCUCCCUUGCUCAGUCUUCAGAAGCCACAGAAGGGACAGACUCGGCCAACAAUAAAGACUCCAGCUCCCCAAAGACAGUUCCCGUGGAGGCUGCUGAGAAGGUGGAGGAGCUUCCUCCAGAGAGUCCCCCAGCCGACAAUGAGUUUGUUAGCGAUGCUUUCAACGCUGAUGAGUUGAGUGAGGAGGACAUCAGAAAGGAGAUGGAACAGCUCGGGGUCGGGGAGGACAAGAAGGAGGCCGACUCGAAAGAAGUUGGUUUUGCUCAGUAUCUUCACCUAACUCAGGUGCCCUCGGACAUGACUGCCGAGAAAGGUGAAGAUAUACCCCAGUGGGAGAAGGAGCUGCAGCAGGAACUCCAGGAGUAUGAGAUGGUAAAUGAAGGGGCUGAUUUAGAAGAUGACGACUUGGAGAAGGAGAUUCUGAAGCAGAUAGAGCAAGAGGCCAACUCUCUGACAUAGAACUUGUACAUAUAUGGGACAUGGGAACAAGUGUUGAAUAGUGGAGCCAUGGUAAAAUGCCACCGGAUGAGCAUUCUCUGUAUUGUUCAAUGUUAAUCUUGGUUGUUUUAAGAAGCUUUACAUUUUCUUCUUUACUGCUGAUAAGCAAACAUGAUCAUAGUCGUGUUAGGGAGCAUCCAUUUGAUUUGUAUGUUUAGGGAAUGUGUUUUCGUGUUUCUGAACAAUCUGAUUGGGAUCAAUUCACUGAACACCAUCAAACAAUUUAUUCAUUUUCACUGUCAACUCAAAAUGUUUAAUGUUUGGUUAUUCUCCAUGACACAAGUUACUCCUUUUUCUGGCAUUGCCAUCAAAUUAUUCAUUUCAGGCAUAAUUUUGAAACCCCUCUUCCCUCCAUUGGAAUCAAAUGGAUGCUCCGUGAUUGAUGUAGGUUGCAACGGUACAUUCCAUACCAGACUGUUUCUGUCAUCAGCUUUGAUCAUAUUAUGGCCUGAACAACACAUGUUUAUUUUGUUUAUGGGUUUUGCAGUGAUGGAAAUUAAGCUUGAAAGUCCAGGGGUCCUUGUCAUAAUCCUCUUGUACGAUGAUUGGGGCUGGCUAUUUAGAGAUCGUAGAGAUCGAUAAUCAUUAACUAAAUAUCGAUUGGUUAUCGAUGAAUAUCAGAGACAUAACUUUGAGCAAAAAUGCCAAAAGAGCCUGAAAGAAAUGAAUAUAUUCCACAUCACUUGUGAGUCACUAUGAGUCACAUGGUUACAAACAAAACAGCAUCCUGAACAUAAUUUAGAAGCAGACCUAAAUUUGUAUUUUGUGUUAGAAAAUGAAAACUUGUUUCCUUCACAAAGGACAAUGUACGAUGUCAUCAAUAACACACUUUUCAUAUUGAUAAUCAUUAAUAAUUUUUCCUAUCGACGAUAUUUCCGAUUAUAUAUCAUAUUCGCCAGCCCUAACGAUGGUACAAUUACUACAUGAACAAACCUCAAGGACUUCCUGUAAUGUAUUGAUUUCAACAAACCUGUCAUUUCUGUUGUGAUAGUACCAAAAUGUUUUCAUUCUGUGACUGUAUGUUGAAGUUUGUUGAGGAAAAUGUUUGAUACUGAGUCAGCAUACUGGUUUAUGCAGCACAUAAUGUAUUCUUUUGAAAGCUGAAAUACAAGUAUCUGAAGUGGG